AUGAGUGACGAGGAAGAAGAAUUUGAAGCCGAGGCCGAAGACAUUGUAGAAUACGACCAAGCCGAUGCUGAGGAAGAAGAUGAUGGUAUGGAAGAGGAAGAUGCCGAAGGAGAAGAUGAGGAAGAGUCGGAGAAUGAUCAAGACGACUCGGAUGGCGGGGAAUCAGACGACGGGUCUGAGGAAGAGUCGGGUGAUGACGCUAUGGAUGAAGACGAAACGCAAGGCGUCAAUCCUCCUCUGACCAAGUCACCGACGCAACUCAAGUCGGCCAUGCCAAAGUCUCGCGAUUCGUCGACUCAACCACAAGAACGUUCCAUGUCGCCUGCAUCCAUUCGUCGCGAGAGUCUGCGAAUACCACCGCCUCAAUCGAGGUCUUAUUCCAUUGAACCCAUCUGCGCUAUACCUCAUCCAAGUCCGACAAACGCACUUACUGCGUCGCUUUGCAUGACACAUUUAUUGACGGGCUCAGAUGACGGAUUUAUUCGAAGUUACGACGUCUAUUCUUCUGUUAAUGGUCGUACAUUUCUUACGGCUCCUCAACGGUCGCAUUGUGGAUUGGGAGAUACUGUGAUGCGAGGGGGUAUCCUCAGAUGCUGGUGGCCAGGGACGACAGAGGAUCGAUACAAUGCUGGAGAAACCUCUCCUGUAUACAGCUUGGCGUGCCAUUCUGACGCAUUGUGGGCCUUGUCAGGCAGCGCGAGCGGGGAAAUCUAUCUCUAUACCGUACGGCAUGAGCCAGGAAAAGUUCAUCAUAUAUUCCCCUUCCACGAAGCUGCUGUGUCUGCGCUGGCCCUUUCCUCGGACGAAAGAUUUGUAUUCAGUGGAAGCCACGACGGUCAGGCGCUACAACUAGAUUUGGAUCAUGGGGCAAUGACUCGUCGGUUUGGUCAUCCAGGGGCCCAAAUUACUGCACUCGGGUUGAGGCCUUAUUAUCCUUUUACUCUACCAGAGUCUAAUAUUGUCGUUGCGUCGCCAGUCCCGAUGGAAGAGGAGAAGCCGGUCGUCUCAGAACCAGCGGGGGAAAGCGCACCAGUUGAAGAUGUGUCUCGAGAAGAGCCCCAGGGUAUGACGCCAACCGAGACAGACAACAAGUCGGAAGCGUUGGAUCCCUUGUUUGACGAUAUGGAAGGCAAUACGGCGUCGGUGCAACCGUCACCAAAGAGCAGCCAAGCAACCUCCGGUAACGCACUUGGACUUGCCAUGCCGACGAGGUCAAGAACUGGGUCUACAGCUUGGGUUGCUCCUCAAGCCUCUCCUGCUAUAAAGCAUGGCGUAGGGCUUCUCGACCCUGUGAAAUACAACGACUUUUCAAACGACUUAUUGAUGACUGCCACAUUUGGUGGAAGUAUCUUUUUGUGGGAUCGACGGACACCACAAAAUGUAGGCAGGAUGGAAAAUGACCGAGCUCCGCCAUGGUGCAUCUCGGCUUGUUGGUCUGCGACAGGAAACGAAAUCAUUGCAGGGAGGCGUAACGCUACUGUCGAUGUCUUUGACGUACGCCAAUUUGGACACUCUGCGGGAAGGACGCCACGGGUAUUGCGCACGCUCGUCAAUCCAGCCGAUUCCAAAACAGUGACAUGCGUGACAGCGUUUCCAGACGGCAAGCAUAUGGUGUGCGCAUCCGAGGACAAUAUAAGACUGUGGAAUGUAUUGGAUGCUCCCUCGGACGGCUGGAAGAAGAAGGGAUUGCCGCCUUUCCGCGUCAUACCAGGCCACCACGGAGGACUCGUGUCGCAGAUAUUGAUUGAUAUACGAUCCCAGUUUAUGGUGACUGCGAGUAGUGCACGGCAAUGGUUUGGCCAAAGUCGCCUUCAUGAAAACCCGUUUGCUUCGUCAACGCCGAGUGUCGUCGACAAUCCGUUCGACGACCCGACGACUGCGACGUCGGCGUUUCAUCAGCAAGAACCAGGAUCAGCAGCAGCGAGACAGGCAGAACUCGACAGACGAGAGCGGGAACUCGCAGCCCGUGAAGCACAACUAAAUCAACGAGCAGAUCACAUACGAAAGCACGGUCGCAACAACUUUCCGCCCUUCUUCCCGCUCAUAUUCCACUCUAUCAAGGAUGAAAUCCCAGAAACGCAUCAGGAGACAGUGACACGUAUCUUCCAGCUCUGGCUGGUCCUCGAAGUCACGCUCAUCGUCAAUCUCGUGGCAAUGAUUUUUGUAAAGAUUGCAGGUGGAGGAGACUCGGGAGAUUUGGGUGGAGCCAUCACGCAUGUGUCUAGUACACCCUCGUCACGACCAAGCCGGCUCAUCUGCUUUACAGCUAUCUUCCUAUCAUCGGGGUACUAUCCUUCUUACUAUGGUACCGGUGCGCCAGUCUAUAAUGCGUAUAUGAAAGAUCAAUCCUUGUACUUUUAUAUCUACUUCUUCUUCUGUGGCUGGCAUCUCCUAUAUUCCAUCUACAUGGUCAUUGGUAUACCUGGAACUGGGACUGCUGGCAUCAUUACCACGGUGAUCUCCUUCCAAAAGGGCCGUAUUGUCGCGGGCGUCCUCUGUGUCAUUGCAUGCACGGGUUGGACGAUCCAGACUGCGGGCCAUGCCUUUUACUACAAGAAGACAUGGGACUAUCACACGCAAGCCGGUCACACACUAGACAAGGCAAAGGGGGAGCUGGCGGCGAAUGGUGCAAAGAGCUACUUCUCUCGUGGUUAA
Serendipita indica DSM 11827 is the source of this 2655-nucleotide messenger RNA. NCBI's taxonomy places the organism in Eukaryota, Fungi, Basidiomycota, Agaricomycetes, Sebacinales, Serendipitaceae. The record is from the annotation of a GenBank genome assembly.